Molecule: messenger RNA, 2881 nt
Organism: Ornithodoros turicata
Lineage: Eukaryota; Metazoa; Arthropoda; Arachnida; Ixodida; Argasidae
Exons: 17
Coding region: 84-2345 (753 amino acids)
Source: RefSeq, a predicted model, not a curated record
UACUGGCAGCGCGAAGCAUGAAGUGAAAGUCUGUGAAAGUAAUCAAAUAACUUGUCUGUCACUGUUGUGUCACGUAUUUACGAAUGCCUGGUGUACGUUGUGGAGUUCGGGGAUGCGGAAAUCGUUCAUCUUCGACGACGGGCGUUUUCUACCACAAGAUUCCACAGGACAAUGCGCGAAAACGAAAGUGGUUCGAAGCACUCGGCUAUGAGAUACAGCAGUCGUGUCGUGUGUGCUCAUUCCAUUUUUCUGCCGAUGACUACGAAGAUGCCGCAGUUGGCGAAGUGCGAAAACGUCUGAAGCAAACUGCCGUUCCGUCACCUGUUAUUCUGCUUCGCUUUGGUGACGGGCUCAGCACAACGUCUCAGGGACAUUCCGAUGUUGUAGUGGCGCCGGACUGCUUUGUAGUCGACUGCAAUGAUUUCAUGGACUUGUGCAUGGAAGUCACCGUAUCGGAUGACACUACUGAUGCUGCUAGCACAUUGUCCACGUCGACGGACACUGUUUGUGAAGAAACAACUGUAGUCGAGUUCGACCAUGCAUACUGCAGCACUGCCUCUCCAAUCACUAUGAAGUCUGCAUGCACUCAAGUUAACAUGACAGAAAUAGCUGGAAGCUGGUAUGCUAAAAAUGAUGAUCCGGAUUUGCCAGGAGUGACAGCAUUCCUACCUGUGGCUUCGUCUCCCCCUCUUGCUUCUACCAGUUACAGCUGUGUGAUUGCUCAAGAGACACCAGAAAGGACAUCACGUGGGCCAAUAAUUACGUCGACCCCCACUUCGCAGAUUCUGCCAAGUCCACAGGUGCAGAACAUCAGUAUGACAUCAACAGUGGGAGAAGAAACUGAUGAGAGCUACUACCCAUCUGAGGAUAGCUUCCUUGAAGGAGACACCACUACACCUGAAUGUCCAGUGGAACAGCAAAAAUUCAUUGUCUUUGAAGCCCCACUACUGGAAUUGUUCAAAGCAUGUCGCAGUUGCAGUGGGUCAUGCAAGGUUACCACAUCAGUUCGGGGCACACUUCUCACUGUUGUGUCCGAAUGUGCAAGCGGCCACAAAUUCUCUUGGAACAGUCAGCCAGAACUGAACAGGAUGGCUGCAGGAAACGUUCUGCUCUCCGGUGCAAUACUGUUCAACGGAGCCAGUCCCACCAAGGUUCUUCGACUGCUGAGCUCCAUCAACAUACAAAUGAUUUCAAAGGUUGCAUACGACACAUAUCAGAAAGGUUGCCUACUGCCUGCUGUAUCACAGGUUUGGAAUGCAGAACACAACCACAUGCUCCUUUCACUUCAAGACAAGCCUGUUGACCUCCUUGGAGAUGGCAGAUGUGAUUCUCCUGGUCACUGUGCCAAGUACAUGACAUACACUUUUAUGGAAGCCCAUUCAAAGAAAAUCGUCAGCUCCGUUCAAGUACAGGUUGGUGAGUCUCCAGAUGUUGCUUCCAGCACAAACAUGGAAAAGGUGGGAUUUGUGAGAUGCCUGGACGAACUGAAAUCAAAUCACAUCAUCGUGGCAUCCAUUACGACUGAUCGACAUCCUGCGGUGAAAAAGCACAUGCGUGAAAUGGAACCCAGCAUAGUGCAUGGAUUUGAUACCUGGCAUGUGGUGAAAGGCUUGAAGAAGAAAUUGGACACAGCAGCCAAAACCAGUGCAGGUGCUCCUUUAAAACCAUGGGUGCAGCAUAUUUGCAACCAUCUCUACUGGUGCAAUUCCACAGCUGAGGGGAAUUCAGAACUGCUACUGAGCAUGUGGAAAAGCAUGACACGCCACAUUACAAAUGUCCAUACCGGUCACGAAGGUCCAUACCAUCGCUGCUUACAUGACACAGUUGGAGAAAGGCCGUGGCUGCAGCCUGGUACCGUAGCUUAUGCAAGACUUCUGAAGAUUGUACUGAACCCAAGGCUACUGAAGGAUGUUCAACAACUAUCAAGAGUGGGUCAGACAUCAGGGCUCGAGUCAUACCACUCCGUCAUACUGAAGUUCGCUCCUAAGUCCACAGCAUACACACCGAAAGUUAUGCGUGCUAGGACACAAAUAGCUGCCCUGCACUUCAAUGAAAAUGCUGACCGGGAGUAUGCUUAUGGAAAGGAUGGACAACAGAUGUUCAGGAGGAAGCUCCUAAAAACAAAGAAAGGGGCAGAAGUAGUUUCUAGAGUGAAGACAAAGGCCACUUACAAUUAUGUGGCAAAUCUUCUAAAGGGGGCUGUGACAGUGUGUGAAAGCACAACAUACAGUGCCAUGGUAGCAGCCCACCAUAGUCCCGAGCCUGCGCCAAUGACUGCAGCUUACCCACGCGAAUCGAAAGAGGUCCUGAUUGCGAGAAGGAUGCUUCGCUUUCCAACAGAGUGAUCUCUCAUGAGGCCACCUGCAACUGCAGUCCUGACCUGGGAGCUGCUUUGGAUAGCCCGCUCUACCAAAACUCCGUCAAAGCCUCCAAAGAUGAAUGAAGGGAAGUACCAAUUACUUUGGAUAGGGUGUUAAAGGAGCACUAAAAUGCAAAAAACAAGUUAACUUUACAUUGCGUUACAUGCAGUCAGAGCCGUUUCAUGGGGGGGGGGGGGGGUAGAGGGGCAGCAGCCCUGGGUACCUUCCCUAAGGCGGCACAGGAUGGUACAUCUGGACAGCACGGUGCACAAUAAAUCAACAGCCGGCAUAUUUGGCACCCGCACCUAAGUCAGUUGGCUCCAGUGGCUCCUAUAAGCUACUGAAAGAAUAAUAGGAAAGGACUGUGUUAUAAAAAAGCACCACUUUGUUCUCUUUGUAGCACACUGGAGUCAUGUGACCAACUACUGCAAUUCACACAGAUAAAUUGGCACCGGAAACGGUUUGUCUCUGUCAACUGCUUUUUCACCGGUCUUCACAUCGGAAGGGCACGCUGGGUUAAG